AUGGUCCGCAUCAUUCCUCAACGCUUAAAAAAACCCUACGCCACCUCUUCCACCAACAACUCUGGCCGCAACAGCCGUAGCAGCAGUCCCAUGCCGUCUAAGGGAGAGGCGAGUGCCGACGGGCGUAAGGACACGUCCUUGAUCUUGAAGGUCAUUGUGCUUCGUGCAAGAGAUUUGGCUGCCAAAGACCGCGGCGGCACAUCCGAUCCUUAUCUCCAACUGAGCUGUGGCGAGAGCAAGUUUGUCACCCAGUGUGUGCCCAAGACGCUGAAUCCGGAAUGGAACCUCAUCUGCUCCAUUCCCAUCACUGGGGUCGACAAUCUACUGAUCGAUUGUAUCUGCUGGGAUAAGGAUCGCUUCGGCAAGGACUACCUCGGCGAAUUUGAUCUAGCCCUUGAAGAGAUCUUCUCGAACGACAAGGCCGAGCAAGAGCCGACAUGGUACCCCCUCAAGAGUAAGAAGAAGAAGGGCGGCAGGAAAUCCUCCAGCGUCUCGGGCGAGGUUAUGCUCCAAUGCGCCUUGUACGACUCCGCGAACAAGAAUGCGACCGACGCGCAGAUCCUGUCAAAGCUACGAGCCCUGGCUGCAGCCCUACCCGAAGCGGCAUCCCGCAAUCCUACGCCGAACAUGACCCCGAUGCUUGGCCCAACUUCGGCACCCAAAUCGAGCUCGACGCCCUCUUCCCAGCUGAGCCGGAAUGGCACCGACGCGUCUCAGGAUGACGAGGAGGAGGAGGACGAGAUGCUUGACGAGGACGAGACGCCCGAGGACGAAGACCCGAACAAGCCCGACGCGAUGGAGAAGAGGAGAAGGAGACUUAGGAUCAAGGGUCUGAGGCACGAGAGGAGGCAAAACCCUUACCGGUUUAUCAACGGCGGUAGUGACGUGGUCGGCCUGAUAUUUCUCGAAAUUUGCAGUAUCAUCGAUCUGCCGCCGGAGUCGAACUUUACCAAGACCAGCUUUGACAUGGACCCGUUCGUCGUCGCCUCUCUAGGUAAGAAGACCUACCGCACGCGGGUCGUCCGACACAAUCUCAACCCCGUCUUCAACGAGAAGAUGCUCUUCCACGUCCUCAGCCGCGAGCAGACCUACUCCUUUGCCUUCACCGUCAUCGACCGCGACAAAUAUUCAGGAAACGACUUUAUCGCCUCCACCUCCUUCCCCGUCCAGGAGCUGAUCGACAGGAGCCCCAAGGCUAAUCCCGAGACCGGGUUGUACGACCUGAAAGAGCCAGCCGAGUACGUGCCGGUGCAGAAAUCGCGACUCGCGAGGCUGGGUUUGUCGAGGUCGCCUUCGACGCAAAGCCUGGGGAAGGGUCGGCUGACGGGGCCCAAGCACUCCAGUACCCCCUCGACAUCGCUGCCGGCUGAAGGACAGGGCGACUCCAAGGCCCGUUCCGCAUCUCCGAACCCGUCGCUUCUGCAACCCGACCAGGCGCCGACUCCCAAUAAUGGCGGCAACAACGGCAACGGCGACGGCAGCGAAUUCGACGAUGCCGACUUCACCAUUUUCACGAUCCCGUUAAAGAUGAAGAACCUGGAAAAGUGGGAGGCCAAGCACAGCCCAGUUCUGACGAUCCGCGCCAAAUACAUGCCGUAUACGGCCCUGAGGCAGCAGUUCUGGCGGGCGAUGCUGAGACAGUACGACGCCGAUGAGAACCACGAGAUCAGCAAGAUCGAGCUCACCACGAUGCUCGAUACGCUGGGCUCUACGCUACGCGAGUCCACCAUCGACAGUUUCUUCCAGAGAUUUCCGCACAAGGCGGCGAGCGGCGAACAGGAGCUGACCAUGGACGAGGCUGUCAUCUGCCUCGAGGAUCAGUUGGACGCCAAGAGCAAAUCGGCUCCAGUGGUCGAUAAGCUGAAGAGCGUGCUUCCGGACGUGGAGAAAGCCAAGAACAUGCUGAACGUCUCCGGCCAGAGUAGCAGCGUUGAGUCUUCGGAAGCCAGCUCCUUCGUACUGGCUCCGGAGGAUUCGAGCGUUCAAGGGAAACAAUCGGAAACUUCAACCAUCAUCGUGCCUGAUCUAAACGCUCCCGGGGAGGAGGGCGAAAUUUUGGGCAAGGACGAUCUCAACAUCGACCGGAGCGAAGAGCACGUAGUGGAGAUUCGCGAGUGUCCCAUCUGCCACCAACCGCGGCUCAAUAAGCGGAAGGAUGCCGACAUUAUCACCCACAUCGCUACCUGCGCCAGCCAAGACUGGCGCCAAGUCAAUUCGCUCAUGAUGGGCGGGUUUGUCACGGCCAGUCAAGCGCAGAGGAAGUGGUAUUCGAAGGUCGUCACCAAGAUUUCCUACGGCGGCUACAAGCUUGGUGCCAAUUCGGCCAACAUCCUCGUCCAGGAUCGCCUGACGGGCCAGAUUAACGAGGAGAAAAUGAGCGUCUACGUGCGACUGGGAAUCCGGCUACUCUACAAGGGCUUAAAGUCUAAAGACAUGGAGAACAAGAGGAUCCGCAAGCUUCUCAAGAGCCUCAGCAUCAAACAGGGCAAGAAGUACGACGACCCCGCGUCGAAGUCCCAGAUCGAGCCCUUCAUCGAAUUCCACCAGCUCGAUAUGUCCGAAGUGCUGCUCCCCCUCGAGGAAUUCAGGAAUUUCAACGAGUUCUUUUAUCGGGCGCUCAAGCCGGGUUCUCGGCCCUGUUCGGCGCCCACCAAUCCUCAGAUCGUCGUUUCCCCCGCGGACUGCCGGUCUGUCGUCUUCAAUACGAUCGAUUCAGCCACCAGUAUAUGGGUCAAGGGCCGCGAAUUCUCCGUUAAGCGACUGCUGGGCGACGCCUAUCCCGACGACGCCAAGCGCUACGAGAACGGCGCGUUGGGUAUCUUCCGGUUAGCCCCCCAGGAUUACCAUCGAUUCCACAUUCCGGUGGACGGCAUACUGCGCAAGCCCAAGACCAUCGCCGGUGAGUACUAUACCGUCAACCCUAUGGCAAUCCGGUCAGCGCUGGACGUCUACGGCGAAAAUGUGCGAGUCGUCUGUCCGAUCGACACCGAGCUCUUCGGCCGGGUGAUGGUGAUCUGUGUCGGCGCCAUGAUGGUCGGCAGCACGGUGAUUACUCGAAACGAAGGGGACCAGGUUAAACGCGCCGAGGAGCUCGGGUAUUUCCAAUUCGGCGGCAGUACGAUCGUGACGCUAUUCGAGCCAGGCACAAUGGUGUUCGAUGCCGAUCUCGUGGAAAAUUCGAGCGGUGCUUUGGAGACAUUGAUCCGGGCGGGUAUGUCGGUGGGCCAUUCGCCGCAGGCGUCACAAUUUACGCCGGACAUGCGCAAGGACGAGAGAGAUGUGACAGACGCAGACAAGGCAGAAGCCCGCCGGCGCAUCCGCGGCGGUGUCGAAACGCCAGAGGGUUCCCAGGAAUCGUAG
Molecule: messenger RNA, 3360 nt
Organism: Durotheca rogersii
Lineage: Eukaryota; Fungi; Ascomycota; Sordariomycetes; Xylariales; Xylariaceae
Product: phosphatidylserine decarboxylase-domain-containing protein
Exons: 5
Coding region: 1-3360 (1119 amino acids)
Biological process (GO): phospholipid biosynthetic process
Molecular function (GO): calcium ion binding; phosphatidylserine decarboxylase activity
Source: RefSeq, a predicted model, not a curated record